AAAGCUUCUUUCUAAUGUUCCGAUGGUUUGAUUUUUUUUUAGGUUGUACCAUUUUUAAGUUUCAAAUUUAUUUGAGUAAUGGUUUCAAGUGUUACAGAUUCAGCUAGAAGAUGGAAGAAGUCUACCGUAUGUGGCCAGGGUGCUAACAUUCCCAGAACAAUUGUCCGAAGAUUCUUCCAUCGACCAAGAUGCUGGAAGUUGCUUAAAGAGGCAUGGAUCAGGUCGCCAUCGGGUCACAUCUCAGAGAGAUUUUAUUGAUUCGAAUGUACUCCAUAAUCUACAUUCUACCGCUGUUAGGAUCGCGUAAUGACUUCAACAAGCUAGAAAUGUUAAUGUCAAUUUACGCACUGAGGAAGACUUUCAGAAGCUAGAUUACCUGCGAGAAAGCCUGCCACUGGUCCAGAAGUUCUGACAAGGCACGGAACAGGUGAGUCAAGGUUUUGUUUGAGGUUUUCUGAAGGCCCAGAGAGGGAUUAGAGAAGAUCAGGAGAGAGAGAGAGAGAGAGAUGCCCAAAACAUUGUCACUCCGGAGGACGUAUGGAGGUUUGGGCAGGCAUUUGUACAGUGUUUGAUUUUGAAGUGAUUGUUAAUCAUACUGUUAUCAUUGAUUCCACCUGGGCGUUAGGGCAGCUAGGGCAUUACAACCGCAGCCGAGAGGUUUCAAAAGCCGUAACGAUAAACAAUCCCCAAAAUCCAGACAAUUUGGCAAUUUUGAUAAAUAUAAAAACCAAACCGAAAUUGGAGUUUUAUUUGAAAUUUUUCUGGCAUGUCUAUAGAUGAGCUUUUGCCCAUUCUGAAGGAGAAUCUGUACGAGGUAAACGGAGGAAAUUCAAAUGGCAUUUUCAUCUCUGAAAGAGGUUAUGCGAUAUCAUUUUGUCUAUUACUCUCAGACCCAAAUGAGAAACAUGAAUUGACCAAUUUAAUUUGGGAUUCAGGUGGCCGUGUUGAACAAGACCUAACUAACCUCCUCCCAAGGACUGUGGUCCUUGUAGAUGGAGAGGAAUCCGUCCGUCAUGGUGUUAUCAACAGGAUUUCAUUUAAAUCACAGUAUGUGAAGGAUUGCGUCAACUCAUGCACCCUACUGCCGUUGAACAACUACGUCUAUGGUGUGAAUAGAAAUGUCGUAGAUAAUUUUUUCGAAGUUAUAUACUAUAGAACGAGGGUUUUUAAGUUUCUCGAUGAGCCUAGCCUUUCAGGGUUUGUCAACUGCUAUACGGUCAAAUGCAAUGAUGUCAAUGAAAAAUGUACAUCUGAACUUACAUUGAAGGAUGAAACAAAUAUACAACCAACAAAAGAGGUUAAGAAAUUGCCCAGGAUCAAUGAGAAUUAUCAAAAGAACAUUGCUUAUAAGAAACUCAUUGCCAAAGAGAAUUCGGACGAUGAUGAUGAUUUCGGUCCUAUGACAUUUGCUAAGCAAACCAAGCUGACCUACAAAAGUCCAUAUACCAGGCAAGAAAAAGAAGCGAUACUCAAAUUUCUCAUACGGAAAAACUAUCUCACUGGUCUCCGUGGCUCUCUGAUCUGGAAGGAAAUGGAAAAGGCACAGAUUUGCCCAAAUAGGACCUACCAAAGUUUGAAAAACCAUUUUUUAAAAACAUUAAUAUUUGAACUUGACAGAUAUAAUUUUUUAACAUACGAUGAGAAGAUUAUGAUGCGGGGAAACAAAGGUUGAUUAUACGAGAAUGUUUGGAUCUCUAGUACACUUACGCUCAAAGCUUUCAGAAAUAUGUUUACUAUUAUUGUACUAAUGAAGGAGGUUUAAACAAUAUAUAAAUGUGCAUGUUGAUAAAUUGUUGAUAUUGUAUAUUUUUCAUCUUUGUUAAAUUCAAUUGUUAUACACAUAAUUUAUACUUUAAAAAAUCUCUG
Cimex lectularius (bed bug) is the source of this 1866-nucleotide messenger RNA. RefSeq lists its product as uncharacterized. Gene Ontology annotation, cellular component: shelterin complex. The record is from RefSeq and is a predicted model, not a curated record. Gene Ontology annotation, biological process: telomere maintenance via telomere lengthening; regulation of DNA-templated transcription. Gene Ontology annotation, molecular function: telomeric repeat DNA binding. The transcript has 4 exons. NCBI's taxonomy places the organism in Eukaryota, Metazoa, Arthropoda, Insecta, Hemiptera, Cimicidae. Bases 767 to 1672 code for a protein of 301 amino acids.